AUGGGUAUAACAGGUUUAUUACCUUUCCUAGAAAAGGCUUCUAAGAAGUCUCAUUUAAGUGAAUUUAGGGGCUGCACAGUUGCAAUAGAUAGUUAUUGUUGGCUUCAUAAAGGAGCUUUUGGUUGUGCUGAUAAAUUAGCCCAGGGGAUUGAUACAGACUUGCACAUACAAUAUUGUCUUAAGUAUAUUAAUUUACUGAUCUCUUAUCAAAUUAAACCUAUAUUGGUGUUCGAUGGUAAACAUUUGGCAGCUAAGGAGUUGACGGAGGUGAAACGGAGAGAGGCGAGAAAAAAUGCCAAAAAACGUGCCCAAGAAUUACUGAAACUGGGAAAAGGUUACGAAGCUCGUUCGUUCCUCAGAAGAUGCGUCGAUAUAACACACGAAAUGGCCUUAAAUUUAAUGAAAGAAUGCAGGAAAAGAAAUAUAGACUGCAUUGUUGCACCUUAUGAAGCCGAUGCCCAAUUGGCAUUUUUAAAUGUUAAUAAUAUAGCACAUAUUGUCAUUACUGAAGACUCUGAUUUGACAUUGUUUGGAUGCACCAAAAUUUUAUUCAAAUUGGAUCUAAAUGGUAAUGGUACAUUAGUGGAUAGUACAAAGUUCCAUCUUGCAAUGGAAAUUCGUCCAGAACGCUAUACAUUUGAUAAAUUCCGAUACAUGUGUAUUUUAUCAGGUUGUGAUUAUUUAGAUUCUCUUCCUGGUAUAGGUCUUGCAAAGGCUUGCAAAUUUAUAAAGUUGACAGAGGAUCCUGAUAUUUAUAGGGCUUUGUUACGAAUACCAGGUUAUUUAAAUAUGAAAAAUCUAGUCGUUACCGAAGAAUACAGAGAAGGUUUUAUGAUGGCCGAUGCAACAUUUCGUCACAUGUUUGUAUAUAAUCCGAUGAAAAGGAAAAUGAUGCCUUUGACUGAUCCUACAGAAGCAGGUACAGAUAUUAAGUAUUGUUUUAACGCCGGUGAAAAACUGGAUGAUGAUAUCGCGUUUCAACUGGCUUUGGGAAAUUUGGAUCCUUUUUCUAUGAAAACUGUUGAUCAUUGGAAUCCUGAUUCGACACUGAGUUUUCAAACAAGUAACAGCAUCUGGAGUAAACGUUUUAUCCCUAAAAAAGCCCCUGUAACAGUUGAUGCGAAAAAAGUUAAUUUUCCGUCGACGUUUGGGAAAAGUUUAUCCGUCGAUUCGGUGUCUGUAGCAGAUCUUAGUAAAAUUUACCGAAAACCAACCAAAACCGACGACGUGCCUUACAUAGAAGUCGAGGAAUCACAAUUGAUCGAACCUCCGACAAACAAUCAAAAUAUCACCAAUACUAACCCUAAAAAAUCAGAAAUCCCGUUCGCCAAAACCAACGACGAUGACCAAGUGUUUGACGAUUCAAAAAAAUCCACAUCAGUCAUCGAAAUAAGUGAAGAAAGGGAGAAAAGUACAGAUUUAGACCAAUCCGAUGAAGUUUUUGAAAAUACAAGAACAACACGAUCGUCGAGCAGAAAUAGUUUAGAUACUAGUACGAGUAAAUUAGAUGAAUCUGAUAAAGAGUUAGACAUGGAGGCGAUAAAAUCACAUUUAGUCAACAAAUAUACUCGAAUAAAAAAAUCCCAAUCCGUCAGUCUUCCAGUAUAUCACUCGUCGUUUAAAAGCGACAAAUGCAAUCGCGAAAUAUUCAAAGGACUUGUGAAUGAAUCGUUUAUUGAUAAAACAAAUGUCGUCGAUACUGAGUAUAAAAAUCCUGUCGUUGCUGAAGAAGAUACGUCUGAUAUUGUACUAAUUACAGAUGAUGAUGAAGAUACAUCAACUACCACUUUGUCCCAACCGCUCUCUAAUUUAGCAGUCAGUCAAAUUCUGAAAAAAUCCUUUUCAGAAAAAGUUACAUUUGUGAAACCUGAUGCGAAAAAAACGAUGUGCAAAAGACCUGGUUUAUCGAAAAAUAAAAAUUCGACGACGAGUUCGGGACAAAGCAGAUUGAGCAUGUUUGGGUUUACCAAAAAGUAA
Molecule: messenger RNA, 1977 nt
Organism: Ctenocephalides felis (cat flea)
Lineage: Eukaryota; Metazoa; Arthropoda; Insecta; Siphonaptera; Pulicidae
Product: exonuclease 1-like
Exons: 13
Coding region: 1-1977 (658 amino acids)
Biological process (GO): DNA recombination; mismatch repair
Cellular component (GO): nucleus
Molecular function (GO): 5'-3' DNA exonuclease activity; DNA binding; metal ion binding
Source: RefSeq, a predicted model, not a curated record